Messenger RNA from Colletotrichum lupini, 1872 nucleotides. Its product is annotated as mucin. The transcript is spliced from 7 exons. The coding region runs from base 1 to 1872 and encodes 623 amino acids. NCBI's taxonomy places the organism in Eukaryota, Fungi, Ascomycota, Sordariomycetes, Glomerellales, Glomerellaceae. The record is from RefSeq and is a predicted model, not a curated record.
AUGCUCUUCAUAGCAUGUGUUGACAUCGUCUCUGAGAAGCUAUGUAUGUCUCGCCUCACGUGUAGGUCAGUGCUAUGUCUAGCAACCAAUCAGCAUUUCCAUUAUUCCAUCCGGAGGUAUCUGACGCAGGGCAGGACAUCCUCCAUUAAGGAACGGUACCCAUUCGCGCUCUGUAAGACGUACGCGUGGUUAGGUUCCCUAGUCUCGGCACGCCAGGGUGGAGCACUCUCCUGUUCCACACCUCAUCGGACUGGACCCCUUGCGUAUGUGGUCAAGGGGCUUGCGGGAAAAUUCUUAGUACUAUGUCGUUGCCCAGCACGCAAAUCCCAUCCACCAUCCCCCAUAACAAACGAGGACGCAUGUUAUCACUGCACCUUCUUUCCCAUCGCCCAUAGUGACAUCGUCUCUGUCUCCUGGAUGCACUCGUCUGAAAUUCUUAUCACCAUUCAUAUCCAUCCGUACAUUCCAUCUCUGGACAAGCCUCGGAGCCAUCCAAGUCGCAAUCCGGCCACCGCCGCCCCAAGUCGAAGCAAUUCCGAAAAUGGAGGAAACCGCGUAACAAUUACAUCGACAACAAUAACGCGGCCGAAUAAGAGACAGAAACGCUCGCAUGGAGAUGGGAUAGUGCAGGGGCCGACGUCACAAAAACAUACCGGAGACGCUGUAGUUUUUGAUCAUACGCCACCGCCGUCUCCGACAAAAAGUAACGUCGAGAUGCAGGAAUCCCACAGCGACUCCGAAUCUGCCACUCACAUGAAGAUCGAGGGAAUCAACGACGAGAUUGUAGAAGCUACUAUUGCCCAAUUACAGGCCACCUGUAACCGACCUCAUCUGGUGCGAGAGCUGGCAACUGUGCUUUCGCAGCAGAUUCCAAUUGUCAAGAACUCUGCAAACCCAUGCGCCAUUGUUUCUUCCCGCCUCUCCGCCUACCUGAAGCGUUCCUGUUGGAGUGGUCGGGUACCUUGCCCAAUGGCUAAGGAACUCGAAAAGAUACACCCACGCCGGACAUAUUUUUAUCUCACAACGCGGCCAAGACUGCCUUUCCCAGACUCUCCGGCCUUCGCUCAGCGUGUAGUCAUCUCUCCAUCUCUCUCCAGCAUCGCAUCUGGAUCCGAAGAUGGUGACGACAUCGACCUUCGCCGGCGGGAUUUAAGCCCCUCCCCCGAGGUUGAUCUUUCCUCUCCUGAAUUUGAUGAUGGUGACGACGACUUUGCCAUGCCUACUACUCCCGUCGGGUCCCUACCAAGCAGCUUCCGGUACUCAAGAAGUCAACGCAGUGCCUCUCCUCCGCUGGAAAAGGAUGAACGAGAGUUUACGCAAACGGCAGACGGUCUGCAGAAACGCAAGCUCGCCCGCGAACUAUCUUCAACGGGCAAUGGCGAGCAAUCUGCCAACGCCUUUGAACCGGCUCGGGAUUAUGGCAUGUUCGACGAGAAAACCGGCGUGGCCGUUAACAGCGGGUUGGCAAAUAUGCAUCAGUUCAUGACAAGCCCAGCCUUCAAGGCAACCGUCCCGGCGAGCGUCAGAAAGGAAAGUGACGGCGACAGCUGGUUCAAGCUAGGGGGCCUCCUAGAAUGGGAUCAUAGCCCUGAAAGCAUUGAACUUGAUGAGCUCGAUUGCAUGGCCCACGUCCCGUAUCAGCGUACGGAGUGUCGACUGAUUAUGUUAUGGGCAAACCAAUGCCAGCUGGCGUUGCUGGAUGACGGCGAAAACAAUUGUGGAACCAGGGCAUACGAUAGCGUGAAGUUGAUUUCGUUUGGAAGUACAAUUAGGGAAUGGGCGGAUGUCUUUCUUGUAUUAGUAGUUGUAAGAGCAGCUGGUUCCGAGGAAGUUUGUGCCGGCUUGAUAUUGGAAUUCAAGCCGGGGGGAUAG